AUGAUCAUACAACUAUUUGCUCUUUCUGCUGUUCUAGUAAGUGGAACUGAGUGCAUUUUAUAAAGAUAAUCUUGCUAAAACAUCAAAACUUAAAUAUAAUGUGAGAAUACAAACAAUCCAUUUGCAAAAUGUGAGUGGGAUAACACUUGCAAAAGUAGAUCUUACGAUUCUUGUUAUUAAUUCUUCACAGUACAGGAUUGUUUAAGAGAUAACAGUUAAUAUAGAAAUUUUAUGUGUUAUUGGAACGGAGGAGAGUGUAUGAAGAGAGUUCAAAAUUAAGAUAUAUUUGGAGAGAGAACUAAAGACUUAAAAUGCGAAGAUAUAGAUAAUUAUUCUGAUUGCAGCGAAUAAAGAGGAUAACCAUUACUUUGUGCAUGGUAUCACAAUCGCUGUAAAGCUAUAGAGAAAUGUUCUCAAAUUACUGACUUCAAAUAGUGUAGAAACGCCAGAACAAGAGACAGAUGUCAAUAUGUAGUUAAUAACUUAGCCUCUAAUUAAGAAAAAGAGGAAAUGUAUUCUACAGAUAUUUUCGAUUUUAGAAGUUGUAGAAGUUAAGAUUGCUAAUUUAAUACGCAUUCUGAUUGUCCUACAUUUAGAAAUGGAAGAAGAUGUUUCUUAAAAAAAGGAAAAUGUACACAAUGUUCCUACUUCACCAAUCCAAAUGAUUGUAUAGCUACUAAUAAAUGUACUUGGUAGAAUUCGCAGUGCUCGAACAUAAUAUGUUCUUAAAUCACAAGUAAAAGAUUGUGCAAUCAAUACAAUUAUUGUCAAUAUGACUUUACUACUCAAUAAUGUUAACAAAGCAAUUAAAUUCCACUAAGUCAUUGCUACACCUAUGACAUCAGUUCUGAUCCCAUAUAAAAAAAAUACAACAGUUUUAUAUGA
Molecule: messenger RNA, 885 nt
Organism: Paramecium tetraurelia
Lineage: Eukaryota; Ciliophora; Oligohymenophorea; Peniculida; Parameciidae
Exons: 3
Source: RefSeq, a predicted model, not a curated record